AUGGGCCAGUUUUACGAGACCAUCCCCGAACAUCUGCUGAAAUGGAUCCUGGAACAAAAAAUGUUCUGGGUCGCCACGGCGCCACUCUCCGGAUCCGGGCAUGUCAACGUCUCGCCUAAGGGCGGCCUAUUCUUCGGGCUGCUGGACGAUAAGACAUUCUGGUACCAUGACCUGACGGGCAGCGGUAACGAGACCAUCUCGCAUCUCUACGAGCCUGGCAACGGCCGUAUCACCAUCAUGUUCAAUGCUUUUGAAGGCUCGCCCCGCAUCGUCCGUCUGUUUGGACACGGUACUGUGCUGGAGCGGGGUACGCCGGCGUUCGAUGAGUUUGUCAAGAAGAAUGAUGUGCAGGUCAUCCCGGCGUCGCGGUCCAUCAUCAUUGUGUCGGUGCAUCAGGUUGCGAGUUCAUGCGGCUACUCGGUGCCAUAUUACGAGUUCAAGGGGUUCCGAAACACAUUGACCGAGUUCUUUGCUCGCAAGGCCGAGAGGUUUGCACAGGGCAAGGAGGAUGAGAGCAUGGAACGGUACUGGGCAUUGAAGAACGCAGAAAGCGUGGACGGCUUGCCCGGAAUGCAAAUCGCGUGCAAGACGGCAAAAGAGCAGCGUAUCACUCCCAUCCCGAAAAUGGUGAGAGCUUCAUCGCUCGUAAAACGCAGGAUGGUUGCAGGCUUUGCUGUUUGGCACCUCGUCUUUGUUGCAAUCCUCAGCGCAAUCUGCACGGUGUUUGCUCAGCCUCUCCUCCGUGCAGUUGCUUAUCGGUUACUGACCCCAGCAUAA
Messenger RNA from Thermochaetoides thermophila DSM 1495, 777 nucleotides. RefSeq lists its product as uncharacterized. The transcript is spliced from 2 exons. Lineage: Eukaryota; Fungi; Ascomycota; Sordariomycetes; Sordariales; Chaetomiaceae. The record is from RefSeq and is a predicted model, not a curated record. The coding region runs from base 1 to 777 and encodes 258 amino acids.